Messenger RNA from Gryllus bimaculatus (two-spotted cricket), 2624 nucleotides. Lineage: Eukaryota; Metazoa; Arthropoda; Insecta; Orthoptera; Gryllidae. The record is from the annotation of a GenBank genome assembly.
CGCGACGCCGGGACUUGUGCCGGCCGGCCGGCGAGUAUCGCUGUCAUGAAUCCCGGAUUCGGUAUUUCGUAGCGGCUGUGGGCCACGCCCUUUCACUGAUGACAGUUGUCCAAAUGUCUAUUCCUUCUUUCCAUCAUGGCGGCGAAGCGAACAUUUCCGUCUCUCCUUUGUUUGUGCGCAGCUUGAACGACCGGCUUGCAACAGUUGCGAAGUUUUAACUGAAGACAAGGGAGGCAAGAAGGGAGGUUUGAGCUCUUUUUAGUGACGCCUGAUGCGCGUGCGAUUCGAAUUUGCCAGAUGAGAGUAACGUGCAAUUCACAAUUGACGUCCAGUGGAUAUUUUAAAGCUCGGGCGAAUCUUCUGUUGACAUGCCGGGCGCGGAGCAGUCUUUCCGGGACCCUUUGGACGCCCCUCCAUCAACGUUGUCCUCGAACGCGCAGAGAACGCGCGUUUCGCAACUUGCCGGCCGCGCCACCGCAAUUCUCCCUACUCGGCAGUCGGCUCUUGCGAGUAGCUGCGCGCGUCGCACCAUCUGGCGGCGAACGCUUCUAUCAUAAAGGAAAGCUUACUGGGCGGAACCGCUGGCGAUAGAAAGCAAACUGGGCGAAAUACGGGUUAAUCUGCGGAUCAUAGAUGCGUCCGAGGCCGCGUCUCAAGGAAGUUUGGCGACCGUCCUAGUCGCGCUGUCAAGCUGCGCGCCACACUCUCCUUUGUAAAGUAGUAUUGAACGGAUAUCGGUUCAGCCAUUUUUAGCGUUGCCAACUCAAAAGAACAUGCGAGUUCAUAGUCUUCAAUAAUCCUUUUUGGUGUAAGGAAGUGCUAAAUUGUUGACGUCUUAUUCUGAACUAUAUCUUCAAGUUAGCGUCAACAUACUGUGCAGAUUUUACGAAAAAGAAAUAGAUUUAAUGAAUUACAAUUACAAUUACAGAACAUACUCCAGUAAGGUCAAAUGCUUGGAAUAUGAAUUUGAAAACUGAAUUUUACAUCAGAAUACAUGUCACCCCUGCGUCACGCGACACGACCGUACUGACGACGGCGCCUGCGUCGCCAACUGUGGGCGCUCAGGCGCACGGCAUGUGUUUGCGCGAAGCAAGGCCACGGACACCGCGUCUCCCUUGAGCGCAGCCCAGAAAGCGCGAUCAGACAGGUAGCGGACUGUGCACCAAAGAUACGUAAUCCUCUUGCGUGGCAUACAUCGUGACGUUCGCAAAAAUGCGACGGGCACAUAGUGCCUUCUGGCCGCCGCCGUCACUGCUGUUAUCGCUUGUGAUCGCUGUCGUCAUCAGCACCACGGUGUCAUCGCCGCUCUCAGGGGAGUGCGUUUUGUGCCGGCAAUGCGGUGCUGAUGUGAGCGACGGAGUGCAUAUUGUCAAUCAGUUUAGUCCUUCAGCUUUGGUGCGCGGCAACCAGUCAUUGUUUGGCGCCCGCGACGUACAAGUGCAGGUGUUGGAAAAUCCACUGGGCGUGCGUUUCCGUGUUGUCACAUUCACCAAAGCAUCUUGUGGUCCAGGACAUACGUGGCAUAACGAACAUUCUUGGUUUCCUGGCUACAUUUGGAGACAUUGCCUUUGCCCUCGGUGUGGUCAUCAUUUGGGCUGGAUUUUCAUCCCACAAUCUAUGGUCUCUUUGAAGACACUGUAUGCUUUAAGUUUGGAUAAUAUUCUAGGAGAACAAUUUUCAGAUUCUUUAAUGGUUGUGCCCAAAGCAUAUCAGAGUUGACUAUAAAUCAAUUGCACAAGUAUAAUAUAUUACGUUUCAGACUGUAUGCUAGUGCCUUUCACUUUGGUGCAAAGUUCUCACACGUGACACAUUAAUUCAAAAUGGGAUCAGAAGCAGGGGAGACAGUUGUUGAAUUGACGGAGGAACAGCAGGAAUUCUUGCGUCAAUGUGAAGAAGAAUUUGCUAACCGUUUUACAGAUCAAGAUGAAGAAUUCCAGAAAAUCAAAGAGCUCCCUGAAAGUAUUCCUCCCAUUGUUGAUCCAUGGUACAGCAGACCACCUCGUGCUGACUGGAACCGAAACAGCAAUAGAGGAAGACGAUCAUAUCAUGACAGAGAUAGAGAUCGUGAUCGUAAUCGUGAUCGCGAUCGCGAUCGCGAUCGUGACAGAGAUUGGCAGAACCAUCGUGGUGGAUCUGGACCUAUGUAUGGACAUAGAUAUCGUGAUAGAAGGGACAGGCCCUAUUAAAUUGUUGCACUUUAAUUUGUUUUUUUAUGUGGUGUGUAUCAUUUGUAUUGCAGUCCAUGAUAUGUAUGGGCUACAGUGUGUUGAGGUAAAAGGGUUAUUUUUUUUAUGCUGAAAACUGCAUGAAUUUGUGUAUUGUAUUUUUAAAGAUUUAUUUCCUAUCCGAUGUGUGAUAGUUCCAAACUUGCCCAUUUAUGUUUUCUUUUCAUAAUUUCUUUAAAAUAUUCUGAACAAAAAUUUAUUUAGAAAAUAUGGUUAAAGAAAGCCAGGAAAUAUUUUAUAUUUCCCAGAGAAGUGGUGUAAUAACAUAUUCCAUUGAAAUAGUGUGAAGAAACAGUCAUAAAUCAAGACAGUUUGUUGUAGAUGAUAUAAUUGACAAGACAAGCAAUGUAUAAACUAUACUUUGCACUUUAAAAUAAAUGAUUUUUUGGAUUUAUUUAA